This is a messenger RNA of Racocetra persica, 687 nucleotides long. Lineage: Eukaryota; Fungi; Glomeromycota; Glomeromycetes; Diversisporales; Gigasporaceae. The record is from the annotation of a GenBank genome assembly.
AUGGUGCAUAAUGAAAGUACAUCCAAUUUCAAAAACCUCGGUAAUCUUAAGUUUGGUGAAUCAACACAUGGUCUUGAGUCUGAUGAGCCAAUAUAUGAUCUUGAAUUUAAUGGACCAACGUAUGAUUCAGUAAUUGUUGUUCAAGAAAAUAAAGAUGUCGGAUUGGACUAUUCUAAAGAGAAGUUAUACGAAGGAAUGGUAUUUAAAAGUUGGAAAGAAGCAUCUGAUACAUUAAAACUAUAUUCUCAAUAUGAAGGGUUUAAGCUAAAGAAAGGACGUGUUGAAAAGACUUCUAAUAGAACUAUACGAAAAAGAACAAUGUUGUGUGAACACAGCGGCAAAUAUAAACCUAAAAACAUGCAAUUAACUAAAGAAACAAGCACAAAAUAUAUCAAAUAUCUGUGGCAUGUAAAUUUGUCACAACCGCAGAAGAAUAAUCCUAAUGAAAAUGUUUAUAUUACCACUUUAGACAAUAGCCAUAAUCAUAACUUGUCCUCUUAUAGAACAAAAUUUUUUAAUGAUAGUGAACUUUCCCAAGAAAUGUAUGAUAGGGUAGAAUUUUAUGUGAAUACUGUUAAGUUAAAGCCGCUACAAAUUCAGAGGGCUUUACGAAAAGAAUUUUCUGACCACAAAGUUUACCUUUCUGAAAUUCAUAAAGCAACAGCAAAAUAUUAUAGUGGGAAAUGA